Molecule: messenger RNA, 213 nt
Organism: Coccidioides immitis RS
Lineage: Eukaryota; Fungi; Ascomycota; Eurotiomycetes; Onygenales; Onygenaceae
Exons: 1
Coding region: 1-213 (70 amino acids)
Source: RefSeq, a predicted model, not a curated record
AUGGCUGAAGCCAGCAAACAAGCAAAAUCUACAGAAGUUUCUUCAGAAUUAAUUAUAGUUCAACAUAAAAAAAAACAAUUUGUAUUAUGGAAGGAGCUGCAUUAUAAGUUGUUUGUUACUUGGUGGUUGACUACUGAAGCUGCUCAGUUGAUUAAUGAUAAGAAGUAUGGUAACCUCAACUGGAAGGCAAAGCAACACCAUUCUGAUUUUUGA